CCCCGCCUCGUUUCCCCGCCCCUCUUUUCUCCAGCCACGAGUUUGGGUUUUUGUUUUAACUGCUAAAGCGCGUUUGGUAUGGAAGCCAUUUCUUCACCUCGCUUUAGAGUUCAAGUUAACAAAAUUAUUGAGCACAGAAUAGCCGGAGCGCAGCUGGAUAUCAGUUCUCUACACAACUUUUCUCACUUUUGACUGUUUAACCUUUGUUUUUUUUCUUAAAAUUUUUUCCCAGUCUGUUUUUUUUUUAAGUUGCGGCUGAACUUUUUCCGCCGGGCGCGCGCAGCGCUUUGUGUGGUCCAGUGUUUACGGAACCGAGAAUGGAGAAUUAGGCGCGUGCCCGAAAGCGCGCUCAUUUGCGCGUGCUCGGGAGAGGGUUCGGCUGCCCAGGUUCGGGUUCUAGAGUGCGCGCUCGCGCCGGAGAUCCCGCCACGAUGGGAUGUGGGCUACGGAAACUGGAGGAGCCUGAGGACAGCAGCCCGGGCAAAAUUUACUCCACCCUGAGGAGACCGCAAGUGGAGACCAAAACCGACACCGCGUACGAGUACGUGCUGCUGGACUUCAGCCUAGAAGGUAGUCGACCCACAGUGCAGUAUCUGUCCUCUCUGUGUGAGCUGCCUCAGGCCCUGCAGCCAUACUACACUCAGGGCUAUGUGCUGGUCACCUUGCAUCCCAUCAUCCUCUCUGUUGGCCGCACACGCUCCCUGCCCUGCAGCCUGCUCUACCGGGCCAUCCUGACCAGACCACGGUCCAGUAAGAAUGCAGUGGCCGUGUUUCACAGUGUGCCAGUGCUGAGGGUUGAGGAGUGGCCACUGCCUGGAGAUUCCCUGACCAGUGACACUGUGAGAGCACUUAUAGACCGGGUUAACUGUAAUGCUCGGGGAGGCGUGCGCUUCGUGGGCUCUGUGCUCCAACAGGCAGGAGGAGGGAGGUGUAACGGCAGAGUGGCGAGUCCCAGACGGAGCUGUCGCUCCCCACCACACACUCCACCAGGAGACAGAGACAUGGAAGACGGUGGAUAUGGUCCAGAUUUGAGGUUGCUGGUGCUGUUUCACUCCUGGGCUCCAGGUUGUGUUCCGCUGGAUCCACUAGUCUGCUGCUACCACCAAGGGGCACUCUCCAUGCGCGUGUCCAGGAAGGGCCAAGUCGUCAGCGGUCUGGAGGCUGAUUGGCUCGAGCUGACAGCAGCCUAUUACCGCAAAGGCUGGUCAUUAGUUGACUCUUUUGUGUACUGGGACACACCUAAAGGUGAUCCAGUGCCCAGGUCUUUAGAGGGCUUGUUUGUGUAUGAGGAGAGAAGUCCUGCACCUCCUGCCAAUGACACUAUUGUUGUUGAACAGUGGACUGUUAUUGAGGGCUCUGAUGUGAAGACGGAUUACGGGCCACUCCUUCACACUCUGGCUGAGUUCGGUUGGUUACUGACGUGUGUACUGCCCACGCCUAUCAUUCGCCAUGACAGUGAGGGAAAUCUUGCCACUAAACAAGUGGUGUUCCUGCAGAGGCCUGUUAAAUCCCCCUCCAUCCGACAGAACAGCCAGGGUAGCUGUACUCGGAGAGAGAAGGCCAGUCACUCUUUGAAUCGAGGGAUGGGAGCAGCUCACUCAGAGGAGCUUUCCCCCAGUUCAGGGGGCACUGGAGGAUUCCCUCUGUUUGGAGGGGGCUAUCCUAGCGCCCUGUCUCAGCUGGAGGAGGGCGGCUUCGAGCAGGACGACGGGGCAGCUGAGGUCACCUGUAUGUGAUCGACCCACACAACGAACAGUCUCAAUAGAGAACCGGAUCCAAGAUGCUCAGCUCUGUGCUGUGGGAGAAAUGAUUUUUUAUAUCAUGAAUAAUUUAGGUUAAGCUUCCUUGCAUUUACUCUAAACCUAUUCUUAUAUAGAUAAACGUAUAGCACUUUUGAUAAUUUUAUAAAGCCAUAAUUUCUUAAUGGGGUGGAUUUCAUCUCAUUUUUAUACCUUUUAGAGCAAGGCAUGACAGACCUACAAGUUAACCAGCUGCAUAGUACACAUCCAUCACACUACCAGGAUGUUCUGUAAAGGCUUCCAACACACAUCUGCACUGUCACACACCUUCACUGUUUUUUUUUAUUUUAUUUUUUUUUAGUACUUUUGCACAAUACUCAGUUGAUGUUCUUUCUCGUUCUUCACGAAUUACACAUCAGUCAGCAUCUCUUGUCCUCCUGACACCUGCAGAGACUUAAAGCUACAUUUGACUUGGUCACUGAGGUUCAUCUCGGCUCCUCUGCUGCUUGCUGCAGGAUGAGAACGCUUAAUAUGUGUAUUUCAGACUUGCUUUUUAUGGUACUGAGGAUGCCCAGGCUCUGCAGUCAAAACAGUCAGGGAAAAUGCCAUCCUCUUUUGGAUUUUAAAAGGUAUUUUUUAGGGCCAGGCUAUGGAAAAGUAAAUUUUUCAUAUGCAGUGGCCCUAAUGUGGUUCACCCCAUCUGAUACCUCAAAAAAAAAUAUCAGACUGGAGGCUGCGUAUCUGUGUGCAGUUUUGAACUCAGGUGGUGCUACAGAAGGUCCUGUUUUUUUUGGUGUUAGUUCACAGUUCAAAAAGGUAAAGUAAUGCACGUAUUAGUUCUCACACAAGUUCGUGUGCAUGGAAGGAUUGUUAAUGGAAACGGUGUUUUAGUAAAAGACCAGUGUGUGAUCUAACUAAUCACUCAUUCACUUUAGUAUAAUACAUGUUUCAAGUAUUAUGUUUUUGGCUGGAUCAGAGUGAGUCUGCAGGAUAUUUAACUUGACUUUGUACAGCAUCGCUACUCAGAAUGUUAACACUGAUGGAUUGUAGUCACAUUCACAAAGACAGAAGGCUGUUAACAUUCUGCAUUUCAUACUUUUUUCCCUAGUGACUGUGUUUAUCUUGGUUUAAAUUACACUAUAAAGAAAUACAGGUUGUAGAAUAUUAUAAUGCUGUAUAUAGGAUUAAUAAGCCAUGAAAUGCUGAGGUCCUUUUUUCUGUAAGAUAAUUUUUUUAAGUGACCAGUAUAAUGUACCAGUGACAGUAUUUUAAAUAAUGUAAUUCAACACGUAUUGUUGGAGUUAAUAUUUUAUUAAAACAGUUAUUCCCUCA
Molecule: messenger RNA, 3071 nt
Organism: Pangasianodon hypophthalmus (striped catfish)
Lineage: Eukaryota; Metazoa; Chordata; Actinopteri; Siluriformes; Pangasiidae
Gene: rftn2
Product: raftlin family member 2
Exons: 9
Coding region: 432-1736 (434 amino acids)
Source: RefSeq, a predicted model, not a curated record